Drosophila miranda is the source of this 1141-nucleotide messenger RNA. RefSeq lists its product as uncharacterized. NCBI's taxonomy places the organism in Eukaryota, Metazoa, Arthropoda, Insecta, Diptera, Drosophilidae. The record is from RefSeq and is a predicted model, not a curated record. The coding region runs from base 295 to 1092 and encodes 265 amino acids. The transcript has 5 exons.
UUCGGAGCUAGUUCUUUACUUUCACUGCACCGGACACCAGGUACUUUUGUUGUCCAAGAGUAUAAAGUGUAUAUAUACUAUAGUAUAUAGUAUCGUAUCAAAUUCUUAUAGUUUAGCGUGAAUUAAGUUUUUAACGACGAUUCCACUUUGUAUUAGAGACUGUGUACUAUAGCCCUCCUUAUCCGACAGCACAUCAUAGAAGGCGUUCAUUGACCACUCCGAUUUGUAGAUAUACUGGAAGCGUAUAAAAAAGUAUAAUAUUAUAUAAACGGAUAAGCGACUAUAUUCUGGAUCAUGCAAGAGCGCCGCCGAAGACUUCGGGCAUAUCGGAAGUCACGCAGAAAAUUCUCCUGCACUGUUUACGGCAUCACCUUGGCCUGGCUGGUGCUGGCCCUAUCCCAGUGGUUGGCUGUCUGCUUGCUAAAGGACUUCCGAGAUAACGUCAACAAGUAUUAUUGGAUAAGUUUGAUAUUCUUUAUUUCUGCUAUGCUUUUGUUCACGAUGUUUAUAUUCAUCAAGAGGCUGCGAUUCGUGCUCUGCCUAAACUGGCUGCUCAGCUUACUCAUUGUGGAGUUUCUGAUCAUCGGACUAUUCGCGCUGUCGGCGCAAACUCAUUGGAAAAACUUGAUCGCAUGGUUCCUCAUCUGUGCGCUCUUGACAUAUCUGUUCAUAUUAAUCGGAUCCAUUUUACCGCAAGACCUUACUCUGAAUGUAGUCAUUCUGUUUGUGGUAGCUUUCCUUAUCCUUUCUAUCACCGUCUUCAUGAGUAUGAUACAUAAAAUUAUGAAUAUGUCGUAUUCGUUCUACGCUUAUAUGGUUUGUAUUGGGCUCAUUGUGCUGAUGUUCGUGAUGUACCAUGCCCAGACAAUCAAUGGCGGACGAUUUGCGGAGAUGCGUAUCCGAGACUACCUGCUGGCAUCUCUCAUUCUCUUCAACGACUUCAUCAUCAUUUACAUGUUAACCAUCUACCCACAGGUCAUCAACAACAAAAAGUCAACGCCGUCCAACACGACAGAUUCAUAUAAUUCUAAAGAAAGCGGUUAUGAAGACAGCACGACCACAACUGAGGAGGUUGUUGUAAAUUGGGGUUGAGUUGACCAAAUGGAAGGAUGGAAGGAAGGCACGCAUUGCCAACAAUUUU